This is a messenger RNA of Rubroshorea leprosula, 1620 nucleotides long. The record is from the annotation of a GenBank genome assembly. NCBI's taxonomy places the organism in Eukaryota, Viridiplantae, Streptophyta, Magnoliopsida, Malvales, Dipterocarpaceae.
ACAUAUACCAAGGAAGUCAUUGUGGUAUCUCCCAAUUACACCUAGACUCAAAAGGUUUUAAGUGUAGAAAAACUGCUAAACACAUGAUAUGGCACUUGAAUUGUGGUGGUGUAUCUGAAAAGAUUAUGCAUCUUGCCGGUGCUGAGGCAUGGAAACACUUCGAUCGCACCUACCCCGACUUUGCAUCAGAUCCAAGGAAUGUCAGGCUUGGAUUGUGCACAGAUGGGUUCACUCCAUUUCGGCAUACAUCCGCCCCGUAUUCAUGUUGGCAUGUAUUUUUGACUGUCUACAACCUGCCUUCAGCAAUGUGUAUGAAAUCGAAGUCCAUCUUUCUUUCUUUGAUAAUACAAGGUCCUCAAAGUCCUGGAAAAAACAUUGAUGUUUUGCUACGGCCACUGAUUGAUGAAUUAAAGGAACUUUGGUAUAAUGGGGUGAAGACAUAUGAUAGUUUUAGGCAUGAACAUUUCAUUAUGAGAGCAGCACUUAUGUGGACAAUUACUGACUUCCCUGGAUAUGAUAUGGAGAUUUGGCAAGGGAAGAUUGUAGAAACAAUAUGCCAACUUGAAAGAAUCUUCCCUCCUUCUUUUUUUGAUUCGAUGGAGCAUCUAGCAAUUCACCUUUCAUAUGAAGCCAAGGUGGGGGGACCAGUGCAAUUUCGUUGGAUGUAUCAAUUUGAGAGGGCAAAAAGUAUUAUUGAGAUGCCAGAUGAGCAAAAAGACCAACACGAUGAGCAAGAACCCAUUUUUCAAGAUGAUGACCCUCUACCUCCCCAACCAAAUGAAACCGAUUUGAUAUUCUAUCAACCUAUUCAACAUACUGAUGCGACUAUAAAUGCCAUUAAUGUUGAAUUUGAGGAUGUGAAUGAUGACAGAGAAUUUAAGGAUGAGUAUGAGGAGGAAGAAUUUGAAGAUUAUUCUACAUCUGAGGAAGAUAAUAUUGGAUACAUUUCUGAAAUGAAUUGCUUACCUGGAUCAUGUAGGGGUAACAAAUCUGAUAACGUUGCCACCCAAAAGCCUACCAGAAAAAAUCAAUCACAAGCAACUAGAUCUUCUAGUACUAUUGUCCAAGAGAGCCCGAUGGAGACACGUGAUAAUAGCAGUGACACUAAUUCAAGUGCACCCUCGCCUCUUCACCCAAAAAAGGGGCGAGGUAUUGCUAAAUUGCAAAAAAUGCCAGAGGAUCCAUACCAAAAGCUGAGCAUAAGGAAUUGGAAUGGGAAAAAAUUACCUAAACAAGUUCGAAAGGAUAUUUCAAUCAUUCUUAAGUCCAAUAUGCGAGAUGCAUAUACAGUGUAAUAUCCCAAAUUUUCGGGAAUAUUUAAGUGUAAGUUAAGGACUUGAUUGUGGAAAAAUAUUGUUUUGGGCUUAAGAGCCAAAAUAUCCAAAGUUGAGGGGCUUAAAAGAGGAGAAUUUGGAUAAGGAUGGCUUAUUUCUUUUCUCCCUUUUCCUCUUUCUUCUCCAGCUCGUUUCUGCUCUUGUCUUCCCGCUGCAGCCCAAAAAAAAAAGAAGAAAGGGAACCCAGCCAUGCCUUGGAAAACCGAACCCGUGAGCUUCUUCUCCAAAUUGCCGCCGGCUUCUCUUCCCCCUGCAGCUCCGGUUUUAGCUGGAAAAUUCUGGUAUG